This is a messenger RNA of Drosophila takahashii, 1215 nucleotides long. It is a transcript of the gene Spn55B, whose product is annotated as Serpin 55B. NCBI's taxonomy places the organism in Eukaryota, Metazoa, Arthropoda, Insecta, Diptera, Drosophilidae. The record is from RefSeq and is a predicted model, not a curated record. Gene Ontology annotation, molecular function: serine-type endopeptidase inhibitor activity.
GAAAUGUUCGAUUUCAAUUUGGAAUUUGCCCGUGGCGGCGCCCGUUUCACCACGGAACUUUUCCAGCUUUUGAGCGCCGGUGGCCUCAAGGAGAACGUGGUCUUCUCGCCCUUCUCCAUCCAAACCUGCAUCGCCUUGGCUUUUGCCGGUUCGCAGGGCGAAACCGCCGACGAGAUAGCCAAGGCUUUGCACUUUGUCUCAAACUUUCCGCCUGAGGUUGCCCAGACUUUCCAGUUCGUCCUGGAGAAGUAUCGCAAUAGCAACCUGCUGCGCGUGGCCAACAAGCUGUACGUUCAGGAGGGCAAGCAGCUGAAACCGGACUACCAGGCGGCCAUCAAGGAGCAGUAUCAUUCGGAGGCCGAGUCCAUUAACUUUGCCCUCAGCGACGCCGCCGCCCAGGCCAUCAAUGCCUGGGUGAAUGCCAAGACGCAGGGCAAGAUCACGGAGCUGGUGAGCGCCGACUCCUUCUCGGACCUCACCCGCCUCGUCCUGGUCAAUGCCCUGCACUUCAAGGGCAGCUGGGCGCACAAGUUCAACGAGGAGCGCACCGAGGAGGACGAUUUCUGGGUGGGCGAGGAGGAGCAGGUCAGGGUGAAGUACAUGAACCAGAAGGCCAAGUUCAACUAUGGCUACUUUGAGGAUUUGGGCUGCACUGCCCUCGAGAUGCCCUACCAGGACUCGGAUCUCUCCAUGUUUGUCCUGCUGCCGCAGGAAAGAACGGGCAUUUUCGCCCUCGCCGAGAAGCUCAAGAGCGUCAACCUGGUGGAUCUGGCCGAUAAGUUGACCGUGGAGGAGGUUCAUGUGAAGUUCCCCAAGUUCAAGGUGGAUUACUCCCUGGAAUUGGCCGAGAAACUGAAGCAGUUGGGCAUCACGAAAAUGUUCACCGACGGAGCCGAGUUCAAUAAUCUCCUGGACUCUCCCGAGGGCGUCUUUGUGUCCAAUGUCCUGCACAAGGCCACCAUCGAGGUGAAUGAGGAGGGCACGGAGGCGGCGGCCGCCACCGGCAUGAUCAUGAUGACCCGCAUGAUGACCUUCCCCCUGCAGUUCCAGGCGGAUCGGCCCUUCCUAUACGUAAUCUGGAACAAGAAGAACAUCCUCUUCGCCGGUGCCUUCGUGAAUGCUGCUUAGAAGCUCAACUCUCACUCUUUUUCUACUGUUUGUAUUGUUUUAAUUGAAAAGUAUUUUUAAAUAAAUAAGCGCUCCAUGUCAAAUUUA